Molecule: messenger RNA, 1598 nt
Organism: Otolemur garnettii (small-eared galago)
Lineage: Eukaryota; Metazoa; Chordata; Mammalia; Primates; Galagidae
Gene: TMEM59L
Product: transmembrane protein 59 like
Exons: 8
Coding region: 102-1124 (340 amino acids)
Source: RefSeq, a predicted model, not a curated record
AGCUCGGGUGACGUCACCGCCCCGGUCCCCGCAGCGGCCGCCGCAUCUUCGGCGCUCGCUAGGAGCCGGACUCCCCCGAGCUCCCGGCGUUCGGCCUGGCCAUGGCUCCGGUCGCGCUGAUGCCGCGGCUGCUGCUGUUGCUGCUGGCAUCGCUGCCCGCUACCUCCGCCCUGCCUGCCCGCGACCCAUUCGCCCCGCAGCUCGGGGACACGCAAAACUGCCAGCUGCGGUGCCGCGACCUCGGCCCGCGGCCCUCGCAGGCAGAGCUGGAGGGCCCCUCCCAAUCUCCCUAUGACAAGGCGGUUCUGAUCAGCGCCUGCGAGCGAGGCUGCCGCCUCUUCUCCAUCUGCCGGUUUGUAGCCAGGAGCUCCAAGCCCAAUGCCACCCAGACUGAGUGUGAAGCAGCCUGUGUGGAAGCCUACGUGAAGGAGACAGAGCAGCAGGCUUGUAGCCAGGGUUGCUGGAGCCAGCCCCCAGAGCCGGAGCCAGAGCCGGAGCAGAAGAGAAAGGUCCUGGAAGCUCCAAGCGGGGCCCUAUCACUCCUGGACUUGUUUUCCACCCUCUGCAAUGACCUUGUCAACUCAGCCCAGGGCUUCGUGUCCUCCACCUGGACGUACUACUUGCAGACUGACAAUGGGAAGGUGGUGGUGUUCCAGACCCAACCUGUAGUAGAGAGCCUUGGGUUCCAAGGGGGACGUCUGCAGCGAGUAGAGGUGACCUGGAGGGGAUCUCACCCUGAGGCCUUGGAGGUGCAUGUGGACCCUGUAGGCCCUUUGGAUAAGGUGAGGAAGGCCAAGAUCCGAGUCAAGACCAGCAGUAAGACCAAGGUGGAGUCUGAAGAGCCACAGGACAACGACUUCCUCAGCUGCAUGUCUCGGCGCUCGGGGCUGCCUCGCUGGAUCCUGGCCUGCUGCCUCUUCCUGUCUGUGCUGGUGAUGCUUUGGCUAAGCUGCUCUACUAUGGUGACUGCACCCGGCCAGCAUCUCAAGUUCCAGCCUCUGACCCUGGAGCAGCAUAAGGGUUUCAUGAUAGAGCCAGACUGGCCUCUGUACCCUCCCCCAUCGCAUGCCUGUGAGGACAGCCCACCACCUUACAAGCUGAAGCUGGACCUGACCAAGCUGUAGGCCUCCACUGCCCCAAGUAUUGCCAAGUGCGUUCAGGGGCCCCUCACUUCUCGCUUGCCCUGUACCCAGAAGCCCAAGGCCAGCGUGGGACCACUCUUGGGCUCUUCCACCCCCAAGUUCUUUUUCUCCCCCCAGUAUCACCCUUCAGCCCCCUAAGUCAUGGUAAAAUGAUCCCUCAGCUGGGGGGGGUACUGGCAUCUGGCCUUGGUUUCUCCCCAUCCCCACUCUCCCAGGGGUAUGCUACUUUUCGUCUUCUAUCUUGUGGCUUUCUGAGUAUAUGAACUCCAGUCCUGUGUCUUCUUCUUCCUCUCCUCUCUGGGAGAUGGCUGAGGCUGCAGAGGUGCUGCCUCCUACUAGGGUCUGUGCCCCUUCUUUUCUUCCCCCCUUCAGAGACCCAGCUCCCAAGAGAGGGCAGUGCGGGGGAACUCUGUGCUGGAGGGAGGACUGGUGGGGCCACAGCAUGGGUGGGGAGGA